This is a messenger RNA of Oncorhynchus mykiss (rainbow trout), 7332 nucleotides long. It is a transcript of the gene stard13b, whose product is annotated as StAR-related lipid transfer (START) domain containing 13b. Gene Ontology annotation, biological process: regulation of Rho protein signal transduction; actin cytoskeleton organization; signal transduction. The record is from RefSeq and is a predicted model, not a curated record. Gene Ontology annotation, molecular function: GTPase activator activity; protein binding; lipid binding. NCBI's taxonomy places the organism in Eukaryota, Metazoa, Chordata, Actinopteri, Salmoniformes, Salmonidae.
GCGGCAUGCAUAGAGAUAGCCAGCGCUAACCUCCACUAGCCUGAGGGAGGACAGAUAGAGGGAUAGUUGAGAUGACAGUGUUGCCCUGCAGAGGAAGACCUGCUUGACAUGCUGACUGGAAACACAGUGGCUGCACUUCUGACAGGAGACUAUUCUACUCUCUUUCUUUUCUCUCUCUCUUCUACUCUUUCACUUUUCUCUCUUCUCUCUCUCUUUUACUUCCGCUCCUCUGUCUCUUCUGAGAGAAUCUCCUAGUCCCUCAUUCUCUCUCCUGCUCUCUCGUGUCUUAAGAGAACUUUGGUUCCACUAGGACUGUCUCUCUCCAGUGUUUUGUUGCUAUGAUCUGUUUGUCUGUUUAGACAACAAACAUGACUAUUCUCCACCUAACAGGGGAUCUGCUGUUUGAUCGGUUUGAAAGUUGGUGUUGCUGAUCCAGGUGCUGAGGUGGUCUGAGAGGAACAUGGCAAAUCCAUAUAGCUCUUACAUCAGACAGCAGUCCCUCUGGAUCUACCUGACCACCAGUCACACCACCAGACUACCUGUUCCCUAGUAACACACCGUAACAGACUGUAACCGACUGUAGAGACAACAUGGACACAGUUCUGAUGGUUACUCUGGAGGAGCGACAGUCUCUGGUCAUGUCAGCAUCAUCUGGUAGGACCUUCUCACCACAGACACUGGCACAUACACAGGUACAGACACAGGCACAGCAACAGACACAACCAGAGACACAGACACCCCAGUCCUCCUCAGAAUGUGCUUCAGAGUCUUCUCAUGAUGACGACAGCUCCACAGAGAGAGGUGAGGAUGUUUGUUUGACUGGACCACUAAGCAGUGACUAUAACAGGACUGGAGCUCCUGGGAUAGAGGGAAAACUAGCUGUUAGUACUGGAGGGCCAGCAGGACCAGUAGAGUCUGGUUCUGAUGUCUCCCCUCCUGACCCUCUAGACCCUCUCCAGAUCGUCUGUCCCGGGGGUCUCCUCAGUGAGCCAGGCAGUGUGACAUCACCAUCGCCUGAUGAUGCCAAUCACAAUGGAUUGGAUUUACACAGUACUUCUCCAGCUGAGGACCCCUGCCUUGCCUCCAAUGUUCCUUCUCCUAGGAUAGAGGGAGAUGUGGAUGUUCUUGCUCCUAAGAUAGAGGGAAACCUGGAGGUUGAGGACAGUGACAGACCUGUAGAAUCAGGGCAUUUCCUGGAUGCUAACCUCUCUGGUCAGCUAGAGGACAUGGAGCUGGGGCAUACCUCGCCCAGCCAGACAGAGAGCGACAUGGAGCUAGAGGAGGAGUCACCCAGAUGGACAGAAACAGACAGCCAGCCUGAGGACCACUCAGAGGGGCCUAUGGAUAACGGACAUGUCCCUACUGAUCUGGAACACACAGAAGACAACCAUGUGCCCUUCCCUCUAGGACAUAUCCAUACCUUUCUGGUCCAAUCAGAGGCAGAGGUCAGCCAUGUCACUAUCUCUGUGGUCCAAUCAGAGACUUUUAGCUCCAUCCCUUCUCUAGUGGUCAGUGUAGACAACAACAUGGAUCCCUUCAGACCACCCUCCCUCCCCAUAGCCCUCUCUGAGGCCCCCUUGGUGGGGCUAGGGCUCUGCGAUCACCCCCGCAUCAUCAAACACAAACCUAGCUCCAUCACCUUCUCAGACUACACCUGUAGUUCCUCCACCUGUCACUCUAGCACCGACCACAGUGUCUUCAUCAAUGACAGCUCCGACUGCAGGGAGUCUUCCUCAGAGGAGGAUGAUGAAGGUGAUGUUGAUGAAGAUGGGGAUGAUGACAACAUAUUCCCAGAGCUGCUUCAGAGCAGGGAGUUCCUGGUCAGUCGGAGGAGAAGGAGCAGCAACAAAGAGAGAGACAAAGUAGUUCAGAAGAGAAGUUCUCUGAAUCCCCAGGCUGAGGCACCAGUCAGCUCUACAACCAACACUUCAGCCAGCUCCCACCUCUCCUCCUCUUCUUCCUCCAAAAACCAGAACCACGGCGGCUACGAGGCAGAGACUGAGACCAGCAACACAGAGGAGUCUCCCCUGGUCCAGCCUCAGACCCUGUGGUGUGAGUCUAUGAGCCAGCUGAUGAGGAAACUGGACCAGCUCAACCUGGACAUAGAGGAGGCUCUGAGUGCAUCAUCCUCCCCCUCGGACACACCCUGCACCGCACGCAGACAACAGUGUGGAGCUGUGUCUGGGACGGCAGUAAACCAAUCUCUUAAUGAGAAGGACAGUACACUGCUGCAGCGAGGGGAACCAGACACAGGAGAAUGUCCCAGACAGGACCAACACAAGACCACGGCCCCUCGUAUCUCAGCCAUAGGAACCAGAGCCAGGACCAAGAAGACAGUCAUGUGCAGUAAGAUGACCAAUGCAGGAGCAGAACUCGAGGCAAAGGAGGCGUGUGAUUGGCUACGAGCGGCAGGAUUCCCCCAAUACGCUCAGCUCUUUGAAGAUUCUCAGUUCCCCAUCGACAUCUCUCCUGUGAAGAAAGACCAUGACUUUCUGGACAACGACCUGGUGGAACCUCUCUGCCGGCGACUCAACACCUUGAACAAGUGUGCCUCUAUGAAACUAGACGUCAACCUCCCUAAGAAAAAGAGUGAAGACUCUGAUGAGGAGGACCUGUUUGCCAUCAGUGACAGAUGGACGUUUGAGUGUACGAGCCGCCGCUGGUCAAGACUAAAGGGGGAGGGGCAUAGUCCCAGGGAGGGGGAGGGGCAGGCCCUGCAGACCACCACCAGUAGCGAGAGUGUUCUAACUGACCUCAGCGAACCAGAGGUCUCAUCUCUCCACAGUGAGAGCAGUGGGGGGAGUGGCCACCAGGCUAUCAGCACAGAGGAAUCCGACAGCUCUAACCGGAACUACUACGACUCUGCAGCGAUGCCUGAACCUGACUCCACCUCCCUUACCCUACCGCACCUCCCCUACUACGGCUCGCUGCCCGCCAAAAACGGCCGCGCCGGACGGACCCGAGCCAAGGACUUCCUGCACCGCAUGGAGACACUACGUUCCCGGGGCACGCUGGGUAGGGGGCAUUGCAAGAAGCUGGUGAUCAGCGCUCCGGUACUGCAGACAGAGCCACAGGCCCUGAAGACGCUGCGCUGCGUGGAGAUCACCAAUGAGGACAGGUCGGGGGCGGAGGUAACCACUGGGGGACCUAUCCUAGGGCUAACCCCCCAGUGCCCCUCCAGCAGCGAGGGCAGCCACUCCAGCGGCAGCACUGUCUCAUCCCCCAGUCUGCAGGAGAGGAAGCCCCACUCCCAGCGGACGGACCGGUCCGACGCCAAGCGCAGUGGCAUGUAUCUGGAGGACUUGGCCGUGUUCUCCAGCCUGCAGCGGAUCGGUGGCGUGGCCCAGGGGAAGAGGGGUGUGGCCGAACACAAUCAGCGUAACGAGUUCCGCUCCUACGAGAACCUGGUGGUCCACAUCCCCAAAGACCACAAGCCUGGCACCUUCCCCAAGGCCCUGUCCAUAGAGAGCCUCUCCCCCAUCCUGGGGGCCUCUGUCCCCUGCCACAGCAACCACAUCAACCCCCUGGAGCCCCAGUCCAACCCCCACCCUACCUAUAACCCAAGGGAGUUCUACCACCGUCCACUCACCCAGUUCUGCCCACGGGGCAGUAGGAUCAGUGUGUACGACAACGUCCCUGGGUCUCACCUCUAUGCCUCUACUGGAGACCUGCUGGACCUGGAGAAGGAAGACCUGUUCCCCCACCUGGAUGACAUCCUGCAGCACGUCAACGGCCUGCAGCAGAUAGUGGACCGCUGGUCCAAGAACAUUCUGCCCUCUGCAGGCCUGGACGGACAGGGGACCCAUCCUGCAGGUAUGCAGUCUUCCAGCCAGAUCACGCUGGACUUUGAGGGGACGUCUGUUCUGGAGGGACAGAGCACAUCCAGUGACGGGGACAGAGACGCCGUGUCCCUCAUUGAGACUCACUGUACAGGACACAGAGAGAGGAGGGACUCAGGGGUGGGAGCAUCACUAACCAGACCCAACCGUCUGCGAUGGCCCAGCUUCCAGAUGUCCAACCGGCUCAGCCACUCAGUGGCCUCGCUCCAGAUCACCAACCAAUCAGCAGGCCAGCUCAGCCUGCUGCAGAAGUUCUCUCUCCUCCGCCUCACUGCCAUCAUGGAGAAAUACUCCAUGUCCAACAAACACGGAUGGACCUGGUCAGUUCCAAAGUUCAUGAAGAGGAUGAAGGUUCCAGACUACAAGGACAAGAAUGUGUUUGGUGUUCCUCUGAUCGUUCACGUCCAGCGCUCUGGUCAGCCCCUCCCCCUCAGUCUGCAGCAGGCCCUCCGAUACCUCAGGAGCCAGUGUCUAGACCAGGUGGGUCUGUUCCGUAAGUCUGGUGUGAAGUCUCGUAUCCAGGCGCUGAGGCAGAUGAAUGAGUCGUCUCCUGAUGAUGUCAGCUACGAGGACCAGUCAGCGUACGACGUAGCAGACAUGGUUAAACAGUUCUUCAGAGACCUGCCUGAACCUCUACUGACCAGCAAGCUGGGAGAGACCUUCCUACACAUCUACCAGUAUGUUCCUAAGGACCAGCGGUUGCAGGCUGUGCAGACGGCCAUCAUGCUGAUGUCAGACGAGAACAGGGAGGUGCUCCAGAUGCUGCUCUGCUUCCUGUCUGAUGUUACUUCCUCUGUGGAGGAGAACCAGAUGACUCCCAUGAACAUCGCUGUGUGUUUGGCCCCGUCCCUGUUCCACCUCAACAUCCUGAAGAAGGACAACCUCUCUCCCAGGGCCAUGCAGAGGAAGUACACAACAGGACGGCCCGACCAGAAGGACCUGAAUGAGAACCUUGCCGCGACGCAGGGACUUGCCCACAUGAUCAUAGAGUGCAACCGACUGUUUGAGAUUCCCCACGAGAUGGUGACUCAGUCCAGGAACUCGUACGUGGAGGCGGACCUUCACGCUCCCACCUUAGAGGAGCUCUGUAGACAGCAGCAGGAGGAGGACGAUGCGUCCUACCAGACAGAGGCCAGACCCUGCCAGACACACUCCGAGACCAGACCUCAGAACCUGUACCAGAGCUACGUAGAGAGCAGGCUGCAGGAGCUCCUGAAGGAGGCCAGAGAGAAGGCUAAGGGCUGGGUGUCCUGCACCAGCUCAGACAACACUGAGCUCUACUGUAAGAAGGUGGGUGAUGGGAACCCUUUGCGGCAGUGGCGUGUGGCGGUGGAAGUGGAGGCCCCUCCCUCGGUUUUGUUGAACCGCGUGCUGCGAGAGCGCCACCUGUGGGAUGUGGACCUGCUACAGUGGAAGGUAGCUGAGACUCUGGACAGACACACUGAGGUGUUCCACUAUGUCCUCAACCGCAUGCCCCCACACCCCAGCAGAGACUUCCUGGUCCUACGGUCGUGGAGGACUGACCUUCCCAAGGGGACGUGCGCAUUGGUGUGUGUGUCUGUAGAACAUGAGGACUGUCCCCGGGUCGGUGGGGUGAGGGCCGUGGUUCUAGAGUCCAACUACCUUCUAGAACCCUGCGGCUCUGGGAAGUCCAGACUCACUCACAUCUGCAGGGUGGACCUCAAGGGGAGGAGUCCAGAGUGGUACAACAAGGCCUUUGGUCACCUCUGUGCUGCUGAAGCUGCUCGUAUUCGCAACUCCUUCCAACCAAUCAGCACAGAGGGGCCAGAGACCAAGAUCUGACAUUAGAGUCUUCUGUCCAUAGAGCUAGACCCACACAUACCUGGAGGGAACUAGACCCAACCUUGCUUAGCCUAGAACUAGUGUAACCGAGUUGGAUUUGUAACCUCACUCCCCAACCUGAAAUGUCUCCACAUGUGCUAUCGAACUGCUAACUUUUCGGUAUCGAAGUUGGCUAAGACGUUGUCAAGAUACUGGUCCAGUAAGGAUUUGUGAGUGAGGAAGCUAUACCAAGGAAGCACAGUGACGUCUGUUACACUAGAGAAUGAUGUCUGGAGCUAGACCCAUCCAUGCCUUCCAUGGCCUGCCAACCAUGUCUGGAGCUAGACCCAUCCAUGCCUUCCAUGGCCUGCCAACCAUGUCUGGAGCUAGACCCAUCCAUGCCUUCCAUGGCCUGCCAACCAUGUCUGGAGCUAGACCCAUCCAUGCCUUCCAUGGCCUGCCAACCAUGUCUGGAGCUAGACCCAUCCAUGCCUUCCAUGGCCUGCCAACCAUGUCUGGUGCUAGACCCAUCCAUGCCUUCCAUGGCCUGCCAACCAUGUCUGGAGCUAGACCCAUCCAUGCCUUCCAUGGCCUGCCAACCAUGUCUGGUGCUAGACCCAUCCAUGCCUUCCAUGGCCUGCCAACCAUGUCUGGUGCUAGAGGAGUAUAUAUUCAUAGAGUCCUGAAGCCAAUAGGCAGAGCUGCAGCGCUAAAGAAUAAAAUAGACCAUGCUGACGAAUGGUUAAAACCAGGGGGUGGCCGCCCUAUCGCAUCUGACCGCCGAACAUCAGUCGUCAUUUUCUAUUUAUUUCAUCACCACCGUUUGUUGAACCCCAGCAGGUGAUCUGCUGUUACUGUGCACGGCUAACGCUCAUGUUGGUCUGUCUUGACAUGUGAUGCCAGAACACAGAGACCGAAGAGAGUAUGGAGCUUCUCUGGACUCUCUGCACAACGACACAAGAAGACCUUCUUAGGUGCAGGAUGUUAUUAAGACGUUAUUAGGAUGUUAUUAUAAAAUUAUUAUAAUUAACCUAUUAUUAUUAUUGUUAUUAUUAUUAUUUGUAUUAUUAUGACCGAUAGGAGAACAAAAUGAGGCUCCCAACGUCCAUUAGUAUUUAGUAUUACAGUCAUGUCUAAGACAUUUAAGCUCUUCAAAGCUUCUGGGAAGCUGUAUGUUAUUUUAUUCAUGUAAAAUGUCAUGCUUUAUGUUAGAUAUGCUGUGUGUGCACGCAUGUGUCUGUAUAUAUCUCUGUGUGUGAAAACAUACAUGCAAGCAUACUAGCUGUAUAUACUGUAUAUUUGAAAGGCUUAAUGCUACAACUUAUAUAUUGAUUCCAGCAUUGCAUCAUUGUUAUUGUAAUUCAUACGGUACUAAUCUGUAAGCUGGUUUUACUGGGCUUUAACAGUGCUGUGUGUGUCUGAAUGGCUGUAAUGUUAUUCUAUAUGACCUUAGUGUUUAAGGUUGAAAACUAUGCCUGCAUCCUAAAUGGCACCUUAUUUCCUAUAUAGUGCACCACUUUUUAGCAGAACCCCCAUAGGGCUCUGAUCAAAAUUAGUGCACUAUAUAGGGAAUAGGAUGCCAUUUGGGAAGGAGCCCAUGUGACUCAGGUUUGAUCUCCAGACCUGCUGUAGAGAGCUGGCUGGACUGAGCUUCAGUUAAGUUCCAGAGACGAGAUUUUUUAAUUAAACAACGUAAAAAAUGUUUGUGAAA